Larimichthys crocea (large yellow croaker) is the source of this 8828-nucleotide messenger RNA. RefSeq names its product SEC16 homolog A, endoplasmic reticulum export factor (gene sec16a). The coding region runs from base 195 to 7346 and encodes 2383 amino acids. Lineage: Eukaryota; Metazoa; Chordata; Actinopteri; Sciaenidae. The record is from RefSeq and is a predicted model, not a curated record. Gene Ontology annotation, biological process: Golgi organization. The transcript has 31 exons. Gene Ontology annotation, cellular component: endoplasmic reticulum exit site; ER to Golgi transport vesicle membrane.
CGCUGCAUGUACACGUAGCCUAGUAGGAUGUGUUCGUUGAAGAUGGUGGCGGUGUGUCAGACCCGCUGUCCUGGACAUUUGUAAGAAUUUAAACAUACUUGUACACAUUUCCGACACCGGCUUCGCCUGACUCAAGUCUCUUCAGUGACUUCUACUAGAGUGACUUGGUCCUCGGACCUGUUAGCUCUGCGGCCAUGCAGCCCCCUCCUCGAACUGGACCUCCAGGAGCCUCUGGCCCGCCUCCCUCCGGGCCUAAUAUGUUCCGCAGGACCAGGCCUCACAAGUACACAGCAGCGGCUGCUGCUGCCGCCGCGAUGCCUCCCACUGCUCAACCCAUGACAGACCCCUUCGCUUUUGCUAGAGCUUCUCCACCCGUGGCUGCAGGUGGUCUCCCGACAAUACCUAACAGCAACCCUCCACCAAUGCAAGCCCCGCCUAACUCCAUGUACGCUCAAGCUGGCUCAGGGCUGCCUCCGCAACCACAUACCAUGGAGGAUGUCCCAGCUGCUCCCCUUGGCCCCCCGCCGUCGUCUCUGCCAGGGGUGACCCUGUUCAACCCUCACAGCGCAGCAUCCCCGGGUGUUUUCCACGCACCCAGCCCUGCAGGGUAUGCAUCCUCCUCGCAUAGUGAACCGGGCUAUUUUAAUUCAAGAGAACAGAUGCCAUCAGUGGCCACGGAGCCACCACAUGUGGCCUCAGCCCCUACACCUUUUAACCAAGGACAGCCUCCUCCUCAGCCGGUGCCCUUCCAGCCUGUGCCUCCCACCACCUCCUCUUCCCAGUGGGCCCCCGAUCAUGGAAGUCGUCCUCCAUCAGUUCAGAACUAUUUCCAGCCUACGAGUGACCCUCCACCACAGCCUUUUAAUUUACCUCCGCAGGCCCAAAUGUACCCCUCCCACACCCCGUCACCUCAUCACGGCACCCCCACACCUCCAACACAACCUGGACAUUCCCAGAUCCAGGCUCCUCUUCCUCUUCCUCUCCAGAAUCCUGCAAGGCCCCCUAGUUCUCAGUGGCCUGACCCAAAUCCACCCCAACAUCACAAUUCCCACUUCCAAACUCCGAGCUACUUCAGUCAGACUUCUGCGCCCCAGGACUCGUGGUUCAACCAACCUCCACCGGACUCGGGCUACCACCAAAUGGGGACAGGCCUGGGCCACCCUCAGCCUCGGCCUGAAUCUGCUGGAUCUCAACAUGCGUCCAACACCGGGCCUGGGCCUAGUUCUGCCUCUGCCGCAGUCCCAUACUCUCAGGAGUCUGGUACACUCUCAAUGUUCUUUAAAGACAAUGAUGUGGAAAAUGAAGAAACACUGGCUGGAGAGAGAAAUAAGGCAGUGAACGGUAGUCCUGGAUCCUUUCAGCAUUACAGCAACCCGCAAGCCCACGUUGGCCAUGCAGACGUUUCACUGGAUUACCAAGGACCUCCUCUGCAAGAUCAUUCACACCUACCAUACAUGAAUGACGGCAGCCAUGCAGCACAGGCUAUAGCCCAGAAGCCCCCAGAUUCCCACUACGACCACGUGGAGAAUUUGGAGUGUGUCCCGAACCAGGAGGUAUUACCCCAUGACACCCACGGCAGCCCUGCUGCCGCCGCCGCCACAGCCCACGGAGUUGACCCAUAUGAAACCGGGCCUAACCUGGAGACUCCAGAUUCUAUUCCUAGGCCAAUGAGAUCCGCCAGCGUGUCAUCCAACUAUAGCAAUAUGAGCCACGGAAGCGCGACCGGCACUCGUCGGCAUCAGGGAGUAGUAGGCACCUUUAUUCAGCAGGAAAGUCCACGUCUCACCGACGAAGCCAACCUCUCUGCCGUCGCUGGAGGCUACUUUGAGCAGAUUGACACUUCUCCCGCUGGAGACAUGGGGAGCGCACAGCAGAGCUCCCUGGAGCAGAUGUGGCCUCCCACGCCUAGCCCUCCCAAACCAACCGGUAUCUUUCAGGCCAGCGCCAACAGCUCGUUUGAACCGGUGCGCUCGCAUGGGGUCGGGGUGCGUCCUCCUGAAGUCGAUAGGGCUAAAAUGGUAGCGGAAGGCGGUGCAGAUUCGACACCUGGAAACCUGGAGCAGCCACCGGAUAAUAUGGAAAAUAUUUAUGGACCGGGUCACCCCUUGCCUGCUGUGGCUGGAGGCGGUGUGCCCCAUUUGACACACCCUGUGGUUCUCUCUCACUCUCGACCUUCAUCCCGCGCUUUUGGAGCCAAUCGGCCCUGUGAGAGCCCCGCCACCACUCUGUGGGCUCAGAGCGAUCCCGCAAGCUUGGGCGCUAACAUCCUCCUAGCCCCCGCCGCCCCGACAGUUCUCGCCCCUUUACGUGAGCCCAGCGCCGACGUCAUCCAGCCUCCGGAGGACGGCCCGCUGGACCUGCAGCCCCCUCAGCGAAUGCAGCCGACUUCACAGCAACCAUUAGAGAACCUAGAGAACCCACCAAAGGUGAGUGAGGCAGAGCCAGCUGACUCUCAAGGCAACCUGGGCUAUGCGUCUCUCCUUGUGGCCGACUCGCUUCACCAGCCUGUUUUGAUUGCCCCGCCGGUGUCCAAUUACAGUGUGAUUCCCCCCAGCACCCCCGCUCAAGCUGCCGGUCAAAGUAGCCUUAGAGAAUCUACCCCACUCGUGAGAUCACUCUCACAGGGGCAGGGUGCCAGUAUGUCCCAACCCCCUCCAGUAACCUCUAAUCAGAAUCCACUGUUUGUCCCUGGACCAAUAAGCUUCAGUACUUCAGUGUCUAAUCAGGGUCCGCUCAAUCUGACCCGAGACAACGCUGAAGCGGCAACAUCCGACAUCGCAGCUCCGCCACAGUCUCAGCCGCUCCGCCCUCCUCUCUCCAGGGGUCAAUCAGUGGUUGGAGACAGCCACUCUGCUCUCCAAGUUAAUCCGCCAGCUUCUCUUGUGACUGCUCCUGUCUCUAAUCAUAAUCAGCCAUCAAAUUAUGAACUGCUUGAUUUUUCUAUGCACCAAUCACAAGCCCAAAACCAAGCCUCUGGCCAUCCUUCCUCUCUGCACGAGUCUCCGCAGUCUAGUAACGGAUUUUACCUACAGGUCACCAAAGAUGCUCAGCAGGGGUUAAGAGCAAAAGGUAAUGCCCCUGUCCAGACCCCAGCCCCCUCAUCUACCCCGCAGGUACCACCAACACCCUCCCAACCAGCUGCAAACACCCAGCCACCGCCGCCAGCCGAGCCUCCUAAGAUGUCAGAUUCUCAGGCUGCACUGCAGGAACAAAACGUUGCUCCUCCUCCUGGUUUGAUGAGUGGAGCGCAACUCUCCCACGGCCAGUAUCUGCCUCCAGCACCGGGGUCUACUGCAGGAAGCGCUCCUCCUCCUCCUCCUACUACUGCUGCUGCUGCUGCAUACCCUCCAGGACCUCGAGGACCAGUACCUCCUGGAGCUUCCCAGCAAGCUCCUGCAGAGCCACCACGACCACCCUCCUCUGCAGGCAGCCAGCAAGGUUACGGGCCUCCUCCUCCUCCAGGGCAGAUGUAUGGUGGUUAUUAUGGUAAUUACGGAGAAUACCCUGAUGGCAGAGCACCUUACCCUCCUGGCCAGUACCCACCUCCACCUGGGGAUCCUAGAGCGCAGCAGUAUUACCAAGAUGGUUCAUACAGGAGAGAUCCUUGGUAUGGCAGAUACGAAGGGCAGAACCAAGCUUAUCGUGAUCCAAACUACCAGUACAGAGAGCCUCAGCCAGAGCGACCCAGCUCCAGGACCAGUCAAUACUCUGACAGGCCUUCAUCCAGGCAAGGCUAUCCUGACGAUUACCAGAGAGCGAACCGAAGUGCCUAUAGUGAUUAUUAUGCAGAUUACGCCAAGCACUAUGAUUAUGCAGGAUACUACGGACAGUAUGACCCGCGAUACAGAGGAUACUAUGAUCAGUCCUACUGGGCUAAUUACAAUGACAGCUACAGAGGCAGAGACAACUACUAUAAUCAGAUGUAUCCACCCAGGAAAGAGGGCUACGAGGAUCAGUGGCAGUACUAUCCUGGCUACGACGCCAGUUUCGACGACGAUUACCGCCGCCGCGGGGAUGCGUACGGCGACGACUUCGACCGACGCAGCGUCCACAGCGAGCAGUCGGCGCACAGCGUGCACAGCUCCCACAGCCACCACAGCAGACGGAGCAGCUUCAGCUCGCGGUCUCAGCAGAGCCAGGUAUACAGAAGCCAGCCUGACUUGACGGCAGUCUACGACACCACAGCGUCCACUUUGGCUGUGGACUACUCGUAUGGACAGUACCCAAACCAGACCGAUGUCUCCCAGAACUACAGCCAGUACCACUAUCCCUCUGAGUACACAGCAGACAGUACCUGGAUCACCCCGGAGCAACCUCCACCUCGUCCUGCAACCCCAGAGAAGUUCUCCAUGCCCCACCGUUGUGCCCGCUUUGGCCCUGGUGGUCAUCUGGUUCAGGUUCUGCCCAAUCUACCUUCAGCUGGACAGCCUGCUCUCGUUGAUAUCUACAACUUGGAGACCAUGCUGCAGGACACCCCGGAUCAGACAGAACUACGAGCCUUCCCUGGACCUCUUGUUAAGGAGGAGACCCAUAAGGUGGAUGUGAUAAAGUUCUCCCAGAACAAAGCGCUCGAGUGUUCUCGUGACAACAACCUCUUGGACAGAGACUCUGCCCGUCUGCUCUGGGACUUCAUUAUGCUGCUCUGCAGACAGAACGGGACUGUGGUCGGCACGGACAUCGCUGACCUCUUGCUGAAGGAGCACCGCUCCGUCUGGCUGCCGGGGAAAAGUCCCAACGAAGCCAACUUGAUUGAUUUUAACAACGAACCUCUGGCACGAGCUGAGGAAGAGCCGGGAGCCGGGCCGCUGUCCCUCCUGUCUGACACCUUCAUGACCGUGCCGGAGAACGUGGGCAAGGAAACUGAACGCUUCAGGGAGCUGCUGCUGUUUGGCCGCAAGAAGGAUGCGCUAGAAGCAGCCAUGAAAGGAGGUCUGUGGGGCCACGCCCUGCUGUUAGCCAGUAAAAUGGACAAUAGGACGCAUGCACGUGUCAUGACAAGGUUUGCGAACAGUUUGCCCAUCAAUGACCCUCUGCAGACGGUGUACCAGCUCAUGUCAGGGAGGAUGCCUGCAUCAGCCACUUGCUGCGGAGAGGAGAAGUGGGGCGACUGGCGCCCUCAUCUGGCCAUGGUGCUGUCCAACCUCACGCACACUCUGGACCUGGAUACUCGCACGAUCACCACCAUGGGUGACACUCUCGCUUCCAAGGGGCUGAUUGACGCUGCGCACUUUUGCUACCUGAUGGCCCAAGUUGGUCUGGGAGUUUUCACAAAGAAGAGCACCAAGAUGGUUCUGCUCGGCUCCAACCAUAGUUUGCCCUUCUACCAAUUUGCGACCAAUGAAGCAAUCCAGAGGACCGAGGCCUACGAGUAUGCUCAGUCUCUGGGCUCCCAGCCGUGCUCUCUACCAAAUUUCCAGGUCUUCAAGUUGAUCUAUGCAUGCCGCUUGGCUGAAGCAGGCCUCAGUGCUCAAGCCUUCCACUACUGUGAAGUUAUCUCUAGGACUGUCCUCAUGCAGCCCGCCUACUACUCUCCUGUUUUCAUAAGCCAAAUCAUCCAGAUGUCUGAAAAGCUGCGAUUCUUUGAUCCACAACUGAAAGAGAAGCCGGAGCAGGAGUUGUUCGACGAGCCCGAAUGGCUGCUUCACCUCAGACAGCUGGAUGGACAGAUCAGGACGGGCAUCAUUACGUACAACGAAAACAGAGCAACUCCCACACAGUACGACUGCAGCAGCCCCAGCUCUGACUUGGACCAUCCCAGUCCACCUGAACCUUACAACAUGCCUGUGGAGUUGGACGGCCCCACGCCCGACAACCCACUAAUGAGCUCGUUACUGCCCGGGCCUCCACCACAGGGAGUACAGCUGAUGCCUCCAGCUCCCACCUCCAUCCUCCAAGAUGGCAUGGCCCAUCAUCAGCCUCUACCCUCCAACGAUGUGCCCCAGUUCUACCCAGUACCCCCAAGUGGACAACCAGGCCAGAUCCCCCUCUCAGGCUACCCUCCGCAGGAUCCUGGCUUCGCCCCUCCUCCGUUCCAGCCUCAACCCGAGCAGUCAGAAAUGUAUCCAGGAGCCAAUCAGCAGCAGCAGUGUCCUCCGCCUCACCAAGUGGACCAAAUGUCACCACACAUGCCCCCUCAGGUGCCGCAUUCACCUGUACAGAUGAAUCCCCCGCCACCCCAGAUGCAGCAACAGCAGCAGCAGCACCACCACCACCACAUGCCUCCUUCUCCUGGGCAUAUGCCACAUGUAGAGCAGCAACCCCACACCCCAACAGAGAUGCACAUUGGUCAACCGAUAUCAUCCUCCCCACCCAGAAGAUCCUUCACACCUGCGCAGAUGGACUUCUAUGACAAAAUGGCUUACAUGGGUCCUGGGAGGAGAUCGAGGACUACUUCACAAUCUUCAAUGCAUAUGCCUUCAGGACGUCGCUCUCGCACCACCUCUGAAUCUUCCACUCACUCCGGCGGAAGAGAGCGGAGCAACUCGGCCAUCAAGCAGGUGUCUCCACCUCCGCCGUCGAUUCCUGAACAGCCACGCAAAGAAGAGGCUAAGAAAGUCAAGAAAGACUCCCCGAAAAAGGGUGGUGGUGGUGGUGGUGGCUGGCUAAACUGGCUCUAUAGGAGGGGACAGAAUGAGGCUCACUUGCCAGAUGACAAAAACAAAUCAAUCGUGUGGGAUGAACAGAAGCAGAAGUGGGUCGACUUGAACGAGCCAGAAGAGGAGAGUAAGCCCCCUCCACCGCCUCCCUCUGGCUUCCCCAUGAUGCCUCAGAUGCCUGGCCCUGGAGGGCCCGCUGCACCCCCAAGUAGUAGUGGUGGUCCUCCUGUCAACAUGUUCUCCAGGAAAGCAGGCACGAGGAGCAGAUACGUGGAUGUUCUGAACCCCAGUAGAACUGCUAAACUGGGCGGAUUAGCUCCCGCUCCUGCUGACAUCUUUGCUCCUUUGGCACCAAUGCCCAUGCCCGCAAACCUAUUUGUGCCUAGUUCAGCGCCUGACGAUCAACAACCUCUAGAGGGCAGUGAAGGAGGGAAUCUGGAACAGAAUUCACCAAACACCAGCACUGCUCCACAGAUGUUCAACCCAACGUUGUUACCACCUGCACCAGAGGGACCUCCCGUGCCUGACGGCUCACAGUCCGGAGAGCUCUCACGUUCUAGCUCAAUGAGUUCUUUAUCACGCGAAGUGAGUCAGCAUUUAAACCAGAGUCAUCCCGCCCAGGGAGCUGCACCUGCUGGGGGCGUCACCUUUUAUAACCCUGCACAGUUUGCACAGACAAGUGCACCAUCAGGAGGGGGGCACCGCGUCGGGCGUUUGGGCGGUCAGCGCCAGUACCCAGUGUUGAAGUAAACCAUCUUGCAGAGGGAUUGUUUGAACAGACUUGUUGGAUGGAGUGAUUAUCCUACCUGGAAGUAGAUGAAGCACAUGGACAUACUGCUCUCUGUCUAAAGGAACCCUUCUGUUUUUUUUGCCUGCACCUAAGAAGAGCGUAAUCACAGUCUCCAUGAUGGCAAACAGCUUAACCACUCUUCUCGUCUUUUUCUUUUGGUUCAUUAACUUCUCUCACUGCUGUUAUUUUUGAACAGGCACGAUGUUUUUCCUCGAAGGGCUUUUCCCUCCUCGCAUCCAAACAGAAAACAAGACAGUUGGGUUUUUAAAAGGUUUAUCCAUCGAUGCAUUCAUACACAGACUUGUAUGUUCAUGAAGUCAUAAUUUAGUAUACAAUAAAUGUUACGCCUCCUCCUCCUGAGUUGUCCCCUCACAUGUAAUACUGUUAACAGAAUGAUCAUGCCAGGUCUUUUUAGGCUUCCCUUUGUGUGUGUAAAGUCCAAAUGUCCAUGUUUGUUUGAUUGAUUGAUUGUAUGUGUGAUGGGUAGAAAGAAAGUGGCACCUUUUUAAUUUCAUAUUGUUGAACUGCAUGUGCGUAUGCAGCUCUUCACUGUCAACUGGAGAUAGCAAUUUGUUGUGAGGAUGAAUCGUGUCGAUAGUGCAUCGUCUGCUGUGUCGUUUUGCUUUUUUUCCCCCUCGGUCGCCCUCCAGUAAAGGAAGGAUGUUGGAGUGACGCAGGAGAGGGACUGGCCUCACAAACCUGAGAGUUUUGGAGAAAGUCUGCAUUCUUAGGACGCUGCUCGAUUUCAGAUAUUUAUUUCAGUGUCCUCCCUGUCCAUCAGCAACUCUUUGACUUUUUAAAGAUGCGUCAGGGUGUUUUUUCGUCCAAGUUAGGCUUCAGUUUCUCUUCUGAGGAAUUCGACUCUCACUGAAAACGAGGGGUGAUGUCCGGGAAAACAGCAGGAAUUGGGAUUGAAAACUGCAUUUUAAAUGUCGCUAAAAAUAAAUCUAUCCAAAUAUUUGUAUAUCAGAUUGAUUGUAUUUAUGAGCUGUGUAGGCAUAAAGAUGUGUGUGUGCGUGUGUGUGUGUGUGGAGAACAACUAAUUUUUUUUUUCUUUCUGAUUAGCUUUGAAGAAAUGCAUUUAUGAUUCAAUAGAGAUGACAUGGAUUCAUAUUCUUAUCAUUUGUAUUGGCCCGCUUCUGCAGACAAAUAAAACUUAAAAUCUAAAUUGUGAAAUGAGAGCUAACUGUAUCCUAAAAUCCCCUGUCUUUAAUUUACUGAUAUGAUUUUUUAUUCAAUCAUUUGUAAACCCAAAUGUGAUUAUUAUUUUUUUUUUGUAGACUCCAGAUUCUGAUCCCAAAACAAAGAUUUUGUUUCAGAGAAGCGACUGUUUUCCCCUGCAAAUGUUUCAGAAUCCCUCAUGUGAAAUUCAUAAAACAGUGAAUACACUAGGUGAAAAAUGGUAAUAAAGUUAUUUUUUGCGCUCUGUAGCACUUUUAAAA